AACCACUUGUCAGAGAUAGUCUUGUAAGCUAUCAUUGUCAGACAUCCUUUGUGCACACUCAUGUUCUAUAAUGUUGCACAGAUAUGAAUAAUAUCAUGAAGGGGAUUUUGACCGCUCGAAAGUAUACAUCACGACUUGUUCCACGGAUCUUGCAUAACUCUUUAUGAUAAGUUUUUAUCGCGAUAAUGUCAACUGCAGUUUCACCGCAUGGUCCAUUUCGUUGGGGCAGGUUAGAACAAUGUGUCCACUGAAAUAAACUUUCUUUGAAGCUGGCGUAUCAUCACAAAUAAGGAUGAAGAUAAUUAUGCAAUAUCGGAUGUAUUUCUAAAGAAUAGUUUUUCUGACGCUUUUGAAAAAAUUAAUAUUGCUAUUAUUCUGUGAUUUAUAUUCCCAUGGAUAGACAGUAAGUGGAGACUUAUUGAACAAGACUUACGAUUUCUACAUCACAUCCUCGGAUUUAUUUAUAACACAACAGAACGGUUUUUAAUGACGCCUUGGAAUAAUAUUGGAGAUUGUUCAGUUGAAUAUAUUUUGUGAUUCGUCUUGUAAUAGAUUGACAUUAAAUGGAGACUUGUUGAUCCUUACGGUUUCUAUAGACAUCUACGUUGUGUCUUCCACGGCUCUUCUUCAUUGUUCCGCCAAGAUCGUUGAAUUGACAAGGAAAUACCAAUUAUAUUUUACUGGAAAGAAAUUUGAAAUUUAAGUUUUGUUUGAUAUUUCACACGAUUUUUUCGUAAUUUCUAUCAUCCACAUACUCCUUCGACUUAUCUGAGAUUCAGUAAAAACUUUCGUAACGAUUUCAUCAACGCAUACAUGCCAUAUAGAAGUAAUAGAAAACAUUCAAAACAAUUGCAUUUUAGCUAGGACCUCAAGUUCGUCUCUUCAUGGAAAAUAGUAAUAUUAUUAAAAUAUUUGAAGAACAUUUUAUGCACAGAAAUCGUAAAAGCAUUUUACUACAUUAAUAUUUUAUUUCAUUUUUUAUGAGCGUCAUCCUUUUGUCAAAGUAGCUCUCAGACCGACUUAGAAAAUAAAUAACUGAAAGAAUUAUACCUAACCAAAGCAGAAAACCUGCUUUUCGUGUAUAUACGCUAUUAUGGCAUACGUUGAACCAUUUAUUUAGUCUCUUGUUUUUUAACAAAUGGAUGCCGAAGAGUACAAUGUAAACUUAUGCCCUUUUGACGAAUGCAGUUACCACCAGACGACCAGCUUAGCAUCGUCCUAUUUAAACGUUAAUGUAAGCUUCAGUCAGCCUCUUUGGCUGCAUGCUUGUGCAAAUUUAAGCGUAGUGUUACCUGAUCCAACAUCAGGGAAAUCCGAAAAAAAAUAUCUUCAUGCUCAAACAUUUAUUAUAUCGAAUUUAUACAGCAACAGAUUUUCAUCGCUUGUGAAACAUGAGUAUAUUGCAGGAACCCAACGAUGAGGGCGUCCCAGAUGGACCCAGAGACACUGAGAUACUGAAGAAGAAGUUCCUUAGAUUGGUCCGCAACGGGGAUGCUCAGAGUGUCGAGGCCAUGGUUCGAGACCCUGUUAACAUCAAGGUUUCAAAAGCGCUCUGGAGUUUCGGAAUGCAGGUGGCCAUACAGCACAAACACUUAGAUGUUCUGAGAACCUUGAUUGCUUGUAAGGUACCUAUAGAGGACGCCCUACUUCAUGCCAUCGAAUCCCGCAACGUUGAGGUUGUCAUGGAGAUCAUCAAUCUGCCGGACGAUGUAUCAAUGCAUAACUAUAUAGCAGACAGUAAAGGGUGUGACCUGAUUAAUAGAUUUGCGGUGACGAAUAAUUUCCCACCUUGUACUACUCCGCUCAUCUUAGCUUCAAGAAUAGAUGACUUGACCAUUGUUCAGUUGCUCCUUGACAAUGGGGCGACUAUGCCGACGGAAGAGGAGACACUCGCACGCGUCAAAGACGACUCACUAGAGCGCGCCCUCGCUCGUCUGCAGUGGUACCAAUCCAUGACAAGCAACUCGUACAUCCUGUUGACCGCCGACGACGCCAUCGAAACGGCGCUGUCUUGGGGCGAGCGGCUGAAGGAAAGGACCCGGCACGAGCGACAGGUGUUUGCUUCAUGCUAUGACGUCAUACACAAGCGACUGGAACUGCUGCUCACUCGGCUGCUCGACUGCGCAACGUGCAAGGAUGAAAUAUGGGAGGCCCUCAACGAGAGAGCCGAGACAGGUGGAUCUCGACGGAGUGUGUCGAGAAGGGGGUUACCCACGGAUCCAAUGGGACGUUUAAAGCGAGUUGUGCGAUUGAAGUAUCAAACGUUUGUAUCGCACAGCUACUGCCAGGAGUAUAUGUUGCGAUGGUGGUAUGCUGAUUGUCCUAUCCCAUGGGGAUACUGCGGAGAGAUUUCACGUAUCUUCCUCGUGAUCCUCAUUGUCGUCUUAUUUCCAUUCAUCGGUAUUUUGAAUAUCAUCCUCCCAGAAAACGUACGCUGUGUACGAUGGUUUGACAAGCUGAUGGCCACUCCAUUUGUACAGCACAUCCUCCAGACGUGUUCCCAAAUCUUCUUUCUUCACGCACUCCUAUACAUGACUAUGGGGAUCAGUAUUUCCCUCGUCGAAUGCCCAGACUUCGUCAGCUUUCGUCAUGACCCAACAGGAUACCAAUGCACCAAAUAUACCUACACAAUCUUCCCGUUGGGGUCGCGCUUCAUAAUCGUACUUUUAUGGGUAAUAGGGAUGAGUUGGCGCCAUGUGACCCUAGUCUACGCUCAAGGCUUGAAGACAUAUCUCUCAGUGUACUGGCAUAUAGUUGAUUUCGCAACAAUCGCCUUUCACUGGGCGUAUAUAGCUCUAACAAUCACGAUCAGUAAGAUCGGAGUGAACGACGAAAUAUACCAAAACAACACUGUGGCGCUAUCUUCACAUUCAUUUUUCAACCUCGAUAAGGCAUUCCACUUCCAUUUUGACAAGUACGAAGUAUCGAGGUAUGGAUGGGACACUUUCGACCCCCAGCUCGUCGCAGAGAUCUGCUUUUCAGUGGCAAACGUCUUGUCGUGUAUGCGUCUACUCCAUGCAACCAUAUCCUUCCAAUUCGUGGGCCCUCUACAGAUAUCGUUUGGCGCCAUUUUAGUGGAUAUGGGGCGUUUCUUCUGUCUCCUGAUCUUCGUGCUAAUCGCCUUCGGUCUCGGUUUCACACAGCUCUAUGCGACCUAUAACACGGAAAACGAUGUCGUCUGCCAGGCGGACCCGACGUCGGAUGCCUGUACGAGGGUUUCUUUUGAAAAUAUCUUCACGUCGGUCGCAACUCUGUUCUGGGCGAUUUACGGCGAGACGACCACCAGCUCCCUGAAACUCCCAGCCAACCUAUGGUUCACCCAAAUGGUGGGAAUCGUCCUUUACGGCAUCUACGUCACCCUCGUCGUCACCAUCAUGCUCAACGCCCUGAUCGCCAUGCUCAGCAAUACCUACUCUCGCGUCGAGGAGAACGCGAGAAAGGAGUGGCAUUUUGCCCGGACGAAGAUGAUGCUUGAGUAUGACAAUCAAGCGGGAAGUUUACCCCCACCCUUUAAUAUCAUCCCGAGGGUGGGGUAUUGGGUUCAGACGGCAUGUAGGGUUCUCAGAGGAAUCACCAUUGCCAUAAUCAGAUUCAAGACAAGUGAUGUGGUACUUAUCAGGAUGCGGAAGGCAAGCGAAGCACCUGGUACGGAAAGGGCACCUAAAAUACGGCUUGGUCGUGAUCGUCAUCUCAAACACACAGUCUACAACAGAAGAAUUGGAGACAAGAUCUUGGCCAAUCGUCUGUUGCAGUGCAUGCAGUGUGAUCCCGAAAAUAGCCACAACCUUAUUUAUUACUGACAAAAAUGAGAUAUUCAUACGAAGUAACAAUCCACGGAAAAUAACACAACUGUUUUCUCGGGUAUUGAUAUCAUGAAGAACUCGGUAAGAACUGAGGAUUAACACUGUAAAUUUAAUACCAGAGGAACAGUAGUAUGGUCUUUCCAUGUACAAACCGUUAACACCUGGUAAACACCAUAUUUUUACAUGAAUGAGUUCAUAACCAUUCUCAAAUCUUCUUUGUGCUUGAACUGCUAAAUAGUUCUUUUUACAAAAUAGAAA
Lytechinus variegatus (green sea urchin) is the source of this 4061-nucleotide messenger RNA. RefSeq names its product transient receptor potential-gamma protein-like. Gene Ontology annotation, cellular component: cation channel complex; membrane. Gene Ontology annotation, biological process: calcium ion transmembrane transport; manganese ion transport; regulation of cytosolic calcium ion concentration. Gene Ontology annotation, molecular function: protein binding; inositol 1,4,5 trisphosphate binding; store-operated calcium channel activity. Bases 1392 to 3800 code for a protein of 802 amino acids. The record is from RefSeq and is a predicted model, not a curated record. The transcript has 14 exons. Lineage: Eukaryota; Metazoa; Echinodermata; Echinoidea; Temnopleuroida; Toxopneustidae.